This is a messenger RNA of Bombus pascuorum, 1592 nucleotides long. RefSeq lists its product as uncharacterized. NCBI's taxonomy places the organism in Eukaryota, Metazoa, Arthropoda, Insecta, Hymenoptera, Apidae. The record is from RefSeq and is a predicted model, not a curated record. The transcript is spliced from 2 exons. Bases 489 to 932 code for a protein of 147 amino acids.
ACACACACACACACACACACACACACACAUAUCGUAUAUACAUACACUUAAUAAGCACAUAUAUUGACAUUUUAUAAUCACACUAACGCAUCGUAGUAAAUAUAAUUACGAUUUUAAAAAUUAUUCUCUAUUAAAUUUCUAUGUUGUUGAUAUCCUGUGGUUGGAAAUGUAUAUGAUUCUUAAUGGCAUUUGCAUUGAUUUACAUAAAUUAUUUUAACAAUAUUAAAAGAUAAUACAUGAAAUUGUAGGCUUAUUAACAUUUAUAUGUAUUAUUCUAUAUAAUGUAUAUAAUAUUUUAUGCUUAGGAUAUGUUAAUAUUAGUAUAUAUAUAGUGAAAGAAAACACGAUCAACACAAACCGUGAGUUAGUUUGUAUUCGAUUUAUCAAGUCCAAUUUUCUCUAUCAAUUUAAAUGUUCAUAAUUUAACUAUUAUAUGUAUCUAAUUUUUAAAUAUACACACCUUGUUGUUGUAGCAAUAAUAUUUGAUAAUGUCAUAUCAAUUCAUAACAGAAGAUCGUCCACAAACCAAUGGUCAAAAAGACCAGUCGAAAUCAAUUACAAAUGUUAAGUGGUCAACUUUGUCAGAACGUACAAUACCGAAAAUUCAAGUAACUUUACAAAAAAUCCAGUCGGACAUUCAAAUCGAAUCAAAUGUAGAUUAUGACGAUUUGUGCGGACCGUGGGUUUAUUCAAAAAAUCCUCUUCAUAGUAAAUAUGUUGAUUCACCGCAGCCAAGUUUAUGCAUUUGGAAAUAUUUUACAGAAGAGGAUAUAAUUUAUCUUAAAAAGCAUCAAGAAAACAAGAAUCUGAUACGUUCUUUUUUUGAAAAUAAAUUGUUAAAUGAGACUACAGGGAAAAGUAAUACUGUUUUUAUAAAUGUAUUAUGGGAAUUCUUCAAGCUUACUAGGUAUUUGAGUAUAUUGAAUUUAUAAAAAAUGUUUUCUCUUUAAAAUUUAUAAUUGGUAUGUAAUACAAAUUUAAAAAGUUAGUCUUAAUCCAUAUCUAAAUGAAUAUUUAUUGAAUUGUAUUUUAGGCUAAAAUUAUUCACUGAAAAAGGUAUUUCUGCAUGUUUGGGGAUCGUGUAUUUAACACAUUUAUUUUUUCUUUCUUAUCCGUGGUGGACAGCUCAAGAAGUCCACCAGUUUUUUUAUAAAAGCGUUUUACUACAUGUUGUUUUGGUUUGUAUAUUUCUCUAUCAGAUUAUAUAUAUAGCAUAUAAUGAUGGAUCUUUAGAGAUAAGCAAAAGUUUGUAAAAGUCUGCAAUAUGUAAUUUUUAGUAUCCUCCAAACAGUCUGGAAGUAUUUACUAUGAACGAAUGCAAAUUUUUACUUAAAUUAUUUCACAAAGCAUACAUAAAAAAUCUUGUUUUGCUGCAUAUUCUGUGUCAUACAAAGUAUCAUUUUACUCUAAAAUUACGUACUCCAGAAAAUUCAAUUAUGAAACAUUAAUAAAGAAAGUACACAUUGACAAAUGAAUUAUUUACUCAAUGUACGUUUAUAUUUUUAAAUUGACUCACGCAUAGAAAUAUGAAGAACUUCUAUUACAUAGUAAAUAAUAUAAAAAAGUCUGAUGAAUUAACAAUUUGUUUAUAU